Arabidopsis thaliana (thale cress) is the source of this 3029-nucleotide messenger RNA. RefSeq names its product SHV3-like 2 (gene SVL2). Gene Ontology annotation, molecular function: glycerophosphodiester phosphodiesterase activity; phosphoric diester hydrolase activity. The transcript has 8 exons. NCBI's taxonomy places the organism in Eukaryota, Viridiplantae, Streptophyta, Magnoliopsida, Brassicales, Brassicaceae. Gene Ontology annotation, cellular component: plasma membrane; membrane. The record is from RefSeq and is marked reviewed. Gene Ontology annotation, biological process: lipid metabolic process. Bases 1011 to 2720 code for a protein of 569 amino acids.
ACUAAUAAAUCCUUCGAAGAAAAAAGGCUGAUAAAUCCUUCGAAAAAGGCUGGUUUAUCUCUUUGUAUUGGUCCACUAUGAUUAUUGUUCUUGACUCUCUCUCCAUUUGUUCACUAUGAGUCUAUGAGUCAACUAAUAAAGCCAGUUGAUAAAAAAAAAGCUCUCGAGUCUCUCUGUACUUCUCCUCUACGUGUUCAAUGCUUAUGCAUUCAAAAAUAAAACAGAAAACAUACCGAUGAAUUCCAGGCCAAGUAAUCCGACAAAGCUCGUAAUACGAUCUUCAACGCUUUUAUUCUGUGGUGUUGUUCUCAUUCAUCUUUUUGCUGCUCAAAUUGAUGCUCAAAGAUCAACAAGUCGAUGGCAGACGCUCAAUGGUGAGAGUUGCUCUCACUUUAUCUCUUUCUUUUGUGCAUUGUUUCCAAGAAAACAAGAGAACUUAUGUAUCAGUAGUACUCAAGUAGUACUUUCUUUCUUUAUCCAUAUGUGUAGUAGAAGUUGGCAUAAUUAAUUAACUUCGCAUUGAUUUCAGGAGAACAGUUAUUAAACUCCAAUAAUUACUUUGAUUAUGUGAUGCUCCACUGGUGAUUGCUCGUGGUGGGUUCUCUGGAUUGUAUCCAGAUUCGAGUAUCGCUGCUUAUCAACUUGCAACCCUGACAAGUGUAGCCGAUGUUGUUCUAUGGUGUGAUUUGCAGCUAACAAAAGAUGGGCUUGGGAUUUGCUUCCCUGAUUUAAAUCUGGCCAAUGCUUCAACUAUUGAUCGUGUUUACCCAAAUCGUGAAAAAUCUUACUCUGUUAAUGGAGUCACUACUAAGGGUUGGUUCCCCAAUGAUUUCUCCUUGACAGAGCUCCAGAAUUUUUUAUUGAUCCGAGGAAUACUUUCACGAACCGAUAGAUUCGAUGGAAAUGGAUAUCUGAUUUCGACGAUUGAAGAUGUAGUAACCACACUAAAUCGAGAAGGUUUUUGGUUAAAUGUUCAGCACGAUGCGUUCUAUGAGCAACAGAAUCUGAGCAUGAGCAGUUUUCUGUUAUCAGUUUCAAGAACUGUUUCCAUUGACUUCAUAUCUUCCCCUGAAGUGAACUUCUUUAAGAAAAUUACUGGCAGUUUUGGGCGUAACGGACCGACUUUUGUGUUCCAGUUUCUUGGGAAAGAAGAUUUCGAGCCGACAACAAACCGAACAUACGGUUCUAUCUUGAGUAACCUAACCUUUGUCAAGACGUUUGCUUCAGGGAUUCUUGUUCCAAAGUCUUACAUAUUGCCACUUGAUGACGAACAGUACUUGGUUCCACAUACAUCCUUAGUUCAAGAUGCUCACAAAGCAGGAUUACAAGUAUAUGUUUCAGGUUUCGCAAAUGACGUUGAUAUUGCAUAUAACUACAGUUCCGAUCCAGUGUCCGAGUAUCUAUCUUUUGUGGACAAUGGAGAUUUCUCUGUCGAUGGUGUGCUCUCUGAUUUUCCUAUCACUGCAUCUGCGGCCGUUGACUGCUUCUCCCACAUUGGCCGAAACGCUACAAAACAAGUGGAUUUUCUUGUUAUAUCAAAAGAUGGUGCGAGUGGGGACUAUCCUGGAUGUACAGACUUGGCAUAUGAGAAGGCAAUCAAAGAUGGUGCUGAUGUUAUCGAUUGCUCAGUCCAAAUGUCUAGCGACGGUGUACCCUUUUGCUUAAGAUCGAUUGAUCUCCGGAAUAGCAUAGCGGCCCUUCAAAAUACUUUUAGUAACCGCUCAACUUCUGUUCCUGAGAUUAGCUCAGUUCCUGGAAUAUUCACUUUUAGUCUCACAUGGCCUGAGAUCCAGAGCUUGACUCCUGCUAUUUCAAACCCCUUCAGGGUUUAUAGAAUUUUUAGGAAUCCGAGAGAGAAAAAUUCAGGGAAGCUCAUUUCCCUUUCUCAAUUCCUAGACUUGGCAAAAACUUACACUUCUCUCUCCGGUGUUUUGAUCAGUGUAGAGAAUGCAGCAUACUUGAGAGAGAAGCAAGGGCUUGACGUGGUUCAAGCGGUUCUCGAUACACUCACCGAAGCUGGUUACAGCAAUGGAACAACCACAACAAAGGUCAUGAUUCAGUCUACGAACAGCUCGGUUCUAGUUGACUUCAAGAAGCAGAGCAAGUACGAGACUGUGUACAAAAUUGAAGAAACCAUUGGUAAUAUUCGUGACUCGGCCAUCGAAGACAUAAAGAAGUUCGCUAACGCUGUUGUCAUCAACAAAGAUUCAGUCUUUCCUAACUCUGAUUCGUUUCUCACUGGCCAAACCAAUGUUGUGGAGAGGUUGCAGAAGUCUCAGCUCCCGGUUUAUGUAGAACUGUUUAGGAAUGAGUUUGUCUCUCAAGCAUAUGACUUCUUCUCUGAUGCAACCGUAGAGAUAAACGCAUAUAUCUAUGGAGCUGGUAUCAAUGGAACCAUCACAGAGUUCCCUUUCACAGCUGCAAGAUACAAAAGGAAUCGAUGUUUGGGUAGAGAAGAAGUACCACCUUACAUGUUACCAGUUAACCCCGGUGGCCUCUUAAACGUUAUGAGUCCUCUGUCCUUACCUCCAGCACAAGCUCCAAACCAGGAUUUCAUAGAGGCUGAUGUCACUGAGCCACCACUAUCUCCGGUUAUAGCAAAAGCUCCAACCUCAACCCCUGGAACUCCCUCAACCAUUGCUCAAGCACCUAGCGGACAAACCCGACUUAAGCUAUCUCUUCUCCUCUCUGUUUUUUUCCUCUCUCUUCUACUUCUAUGAUCAACGCUAUAUCACAUCUCUUCACUGUUUAUAAUGUCUUCCACCCUCAUAAAGAUUUCCUUGUGUGAGAGAGAGUAGAGUUUAUAUGUGUGCAUGUUUACAUUUUUGUUUUAUAUAUGUCAUUUGGUUACUGUUGAUAUGAGCCAAAAAGCUUUAGACUUCGAUCUCGUAAUAGUAGCCGUUGUUUAACAUGAAAAAGAGAUAACUAUGUAAGCAAACUUCAUCUCUUAACCCUAGUCUCUCUUGGAGAUUAAUGUUACUUCUUGGAAGUUGGUUUCUUAUUGAUCAUAAUUCAUAAGAGACCCUUAC